This is a messenger RNA of Gadus macrocephalus (Pacific cod), 5280 nucleotides long. RefSeq names its product glutamate receptor, ionotropic, N-methyl D-aspartate 2A, b (gene grin2ab). The transcript is spliced from 2 exons. Lineage: Eukaryota; Metazoa; Chordata; Actinopteri; Gadiformes; Gadidae. The record is from RefSeq and is a predicted model, not a curated record. Bases 1259 to 2473 code for a protein of 404 amino acids.
CCAUGAUUGCACACCAAUGAGGACUCUAUAUUUUUCUUUGUGUGUGACUCUCUCUGCACCACAACAAACAUGAGAAAUAGGAUUCUUCUGCCCAUGUCUGGCAAUUGAGUUACUGGGAGAACUGCACACAUACGCAAUAACCCCAGUGCAUUCUUUCCCAGAGUUUUUCGAACUUGCGCAUAAGAAGCAGCAGGAAAUAUCACAUUAUCGUCUUCGUUUCAUAAAUAUUUGGGGGGAGAAAAAAAAGUUUAAUUCGAUUUUUGCUGUUAUGAAUUUCCAAGUUAUGUUUAAAAAAGGUGUUACGAUAUAGCGAUACAAGUUGUAGCUUUUGUUAGUCGUAGUAUGAUGCCUGACAUUGACUUUGGGGUAGUCUUAUUAACAAAAGAAGUGGACAGAUUCCCGCCAAUCAGACACAAGCAAUCCUGAUUGUAUCCACAACUGGCCACAAUGCCAGGUCAUUAGAUGAUGUAUUAACUACAUGGCUCAGCAUCCAUCAAGCCAUGUUAGCUAUUGUAUCCUCCAUCGUCCUAUUGUUCCUCUGUCUGAGAUGCAUCUCUCUUUGUCUUCAAGGCAACUCGCUCAUGCCACCGAAGGGACCCGGUCUCUAUGGCAACUCCGGGUUCAUGUCAUUGACCGGGCGACACAAAGACCUCCUUAACAAUGUUGCGCCGUUCCCCGGGCAACCCAAAGGCCCCGGCCUCAAGACCAGCCCCAACAAACCCCAGCUCUCCGUCACCAACGACAACGGAACAACCGGCUGGCCGCGCCCGCGGCCCCGCCUCCAAGCCGCGGAACCUGUGGAAGAAAAGCGUGGAGACCCUGAAGACCCAGCCCGCCGCCACCUCCCCGGGGGCCGGGCCCGGGUCCGGGCCGGGGCCCAGGUCGUCCCCGGGCCCCGCCCCCGGACCCGGCCCGGCGCCGAUGAAGAGCCAGCGCUACCUUCCGGAAGACGGCAUCCACUCGGAUAUGUCGGAGUGCUCCAGCCGCCCGCCCUCGCACAAGGACUCGGACGGCAUGGGGACGAGGGGCGGAUUCAAACCGCCCAAUCAGCUGAGGAAGAGGGGCGCCGGAGUCGGCGGGGGCGGAGUCGGCGGGGGCGGAGUCGGCGGGGGCGGUCAAUCCAAGAUCUACUCCAUCGACUCGGACCAGGCCAGCCUCCACUCGGCCCCCAUGUACCAGCGGGACAGCCAGCAGGGGGGUCCGACGACCACGGCUACCCCCCGGACCUCUUCUCCCCCGACAGCACCCACUCCACCAGAUGGAGGCGCCCAUGCUGCAGCUGAACGCCGGCCUGCUGCACCACAGCCACAGCGCCGAGGCCGACCUGCACUCCCUGAAGGACAAGAAGUACAGCACCUACAAGCACAUCAGCGCCAAGGACAAAGUGGGAGGUUCCAUGGAGUCCCCCGUGGGGGCGGGGCCGGGGGUCCCGGGCGGCCGGCCCACCCACUGCCGCUCCUGCCUGGCCAAGCUGGGGGGCUACUCGGGCCUGUACACGGUGCGCUCGCCCCAGGGCCGCUGCGACGCCUGCACCCACCUGGGCAACCUCUACGACAUCCGCGAGGACCAGCUGCACGGCCACUACGCCCACGCCCACCAACCCCACGGCGGCGGCGGCGGCGGCGGCGGCGGCGACAUGUUCACCCACUACCUGCCCCAGAGCGAGCUGGGGAUGGUGGGCGAGGGGGACGGGCUGGUCAGCCACCUGGAGCCCCCCGCCUCCCCGGGCCCCCCGCUGCUCCUCAGCCACUCGGCCUCCGCCCAGCACCUCCAGCAGCUGAACCGCCAGCACUCCUACGAGAACCUGCUGCCCGACGGCCUGGCCGAGAGGCACCUGCAGGCCCAGAUGCGCAAGCUGAGCAUGUCGGACCGGGACCGGGACGGGACGCUGGAGGAGGGCGCCUACGCCAACGUGCUGACCAUGCGCUCCGACCGGCCGUACAGCAACCACAGCCCGCCGUCGCCCUCGCCGUCCCACCACCACAGCCUGGACGCCCCCGUCCCCCUGCCCCGGCGCUCCAAGAGCCUCUUCCCCGACCGGCCCUCUCACAACCCCUUCCUGCAGUCGGCGCCCGGCACGGCCAAGCGAGACCCCGCCCCCCAGACCCUGGCGCACAUGUCCCAGCGCAACUCGGCCCACGAGCUCUACAAGCAGCUCAUGCCGCUGUCGCUGACCCUGGGGAACCCCGGCAACCACCACGGCAACCAGCACGCCGUGCACGUCAACCACGUCACCCAGCAGGGCGGCCACGGGAACCAGUACGGCGGGGGCCACGGCGGCCAGCACGGCGGCGGGGGGCUCAUGGAGCAGCAGCUGUUCUACGCCCAACAGGAACCCCCCAUGGUGGCCUACAUGGUGCCGCCCGCCGCCUCUCAGCCAAUGAGCUACGUCACCGCGCCCCGAGCCUCCAGCGCCGGGAACAACCGGCCACGCCUUUACCGCCGAAUGCCCAGCAUCGAGUCCGACGUCUGAGUCUCUCUCUAACACACACACACACACACACACACACACACACACAUGCACACAUGCGCAUGCACACGCACGCACGCGCUCGCGCGCACAUGCACAGACACACACCCACACACGCGUGCACGCACAAGGCGGACACAAGAACACGAUGCACGCACUCACUGUUCCUCCUCGCCUCAUGUGUACAAAAGAACAACCCCCACACUGACGUGCCCGUACACGUGCAUGCAGAGGAGGCGUGUGUGUGUGUGGGAGUGUGUGUGCGUGUUUGUGUGUGUGUGUGUGUGUGUGUGUGUGUGUGUGCGGUGUGUGUGUGUGUGUGUGUGUGUGUGUGUGUGUGUGUGUGUGUGUGUGUGUGUGUGUGUGUGUGUGUGUGUGUGUGUACGUGACUGGACAGGACCGGGGCAUCUCUGAUUCAGAGCGUACAUUCGGCACACAUUGGAAAACACACCAACACACAGAGAAAAACCACGCUUGCCAAAACAAACACAUCAGUGAACCGACGGAUGUGUGAUCGAUACAGGGUCAGAGCACCGGGCAUCUUGUGUUACGGUGACCUCCAUCGGGGGGGUGGAUGAGGCACCAGGGUGCCCAGGGAAACACACUGCCGAGGGGGGUGGGCGAGUGUGUGAGCUUGGGCGCCGGAGGCAUGGGCCGCCGCUGGUGCCGGGCGGGGAGGUCGUACCUGGACAGCGGAGGAGUCCCCCCCCCUCCGUCAGAAGGAGCAGGAGGUCCUUGAGCGCGGAGGACCAGUGUGUCCGUGUCUUUAACCUCCGCGGCCCGGAGUCAAAGGGUGGGAAAGGAGCGCAGAUGUUUCGGCGGCAUCUGCAAGGAACGAAGAUGAAACCCGAUCUGAAGCUCCCGCGCCCACGCUCCUUCUCGCCGCUCCUUCUCCACUUCUGUCUCCGCCUCCGCCUCUGAGUUCACACGCCGCACCGCUGACUGAUCCGCUCCCUUCUUCUCUGUGCGGCACCGUUCCGUUGCACGAAGAUCACUACGGUUCGGCCAUUUGUUUGAGCCUUCAAACUGUGCUGCCAGCAUGGCAUGAGAACGUCUGAACCCCUCCCCCCCCCCUUCCCCCCGCAGAAUGGAUCCCGCUUCUUCACUGUCGGACAGCAUUUGUACUUCUUACAGCUUAAACGCCACCGUUCUUGAAAUGGUUUUGCUGCCGGAAAAGGGGUCCAGUUCCUAACUAGGGAUGUGCAAACAAUAGAAAACACACACACUCACACACACACACAAACACACACACACACACACACACACACACACACACACACACACACACACACACACACACACACACACACACACACACAUUCACACAUACACACAAACACAUACACACAAGGUGUCAGUCUGGGGAUGUCUCGUAAAGAGAACAGCACUGUUGACGGGUUGUCGCUGAUAUGAUGUCAUUGAAAUGGAACAUUCCAAACCAGUGGAGCAAAAUGGCCGCCUGCAGGUUGCACUCCCCCUCACUCCCCCCUCCCCCCCCUCUACCCCCAUUCCCUCCCUCUUGUUCAGAUCUUGUGGCGGGAAUCUGUGUUCCAGUAAAUUCCGAUCUGUUUAAUGCAGAUCUCGCUAGGUGUAGAGCUAGAUGUCCAAUCUAGAGCCCCCAGUUACUGCAGCUUCCUCUCUUAGCUAGCUAGCCUUCAGGUCAUACUGCAUGCUUCCUACUGCCCUGUGGUUCCCAGCUAACUCCUACAGGGUCACACAGGCACACUCAAGCAAAAAACACACCUACGUACGUAUACCAAUACAUACAAUAAAUCCACUGUAGUCUAGAAUGGUAGUUUAGGCUGGGUAUGUGUUGAGGCUACGAGAUGAGCUUCUAUUUGUGCACUUUGUAGAUUUUAUACUCUGCCACUGAACACAAAUGUUUGACCAAAAAAAUAACUUUUAUACUGAAAAAUCUAUGAGUUUACGAAUAUCCUUAACAGUUAUUUUCAGUCUUAUUUUGACAUUUUGUUUGGGGUUCCAACAGUGUCAGGUUCAGUUGUACAGUUGAAAUGAUUCCAGUACUAGAUAUAUAAUAUAUAUAUAUAUAUAUUUACCCUCCCUGUGCUCUAUUUCAUACCUUUACUGUGCUUCCUUCUGCCAUGGUUAUCAUUCAUGUGGUUCUCUGCGCUGUCUCUCUCUUCGAUUCUUUCAUUUCUCCCUCGAUGACUGUUGUCCUACCUUCCUUGUCACCCUCCACUGUCCUUUUCCUCGAUUCCUCCCUUCACCUUUUUCAGUAACCAUAGAAAUGACUAGAGUGUCGGGUGAAGAGAAGCAAAGCCUGGAUUUCUGAAGUCUCCAUCCUGAGGUUUUUUUCUUCCUUUCUUUCUGGAAACAUCUUGAGAUGAAUGAUGGUUUGAUUUUUCCAAUCCAAUGCCCGGUUCAAAAAGGUCAUUUAUUUACGUUUUUGUGUCUCGAGUGAAACAAUCUGCUCUUUGGAACUGAUUUAAUUGGCCGUGUGUUGUCAUUAUUCUUUAGAAGGCAAGCCCGAUUCGGUUGUUCCUAUAGAUCUACUUGUCAAAGGGACUUCUGGGAGGAUGUAAGAAUACUGAGCACUAAGUCCACCCUGUUGUUGAGAGCUCACCGCACUGUGUUUUAAAAGAAAAACUCACAGGGAAGGCACAGAGUUUACCAAGUGACCUGUUACAGAUACAGCAAACAUGCAAUUACCCACACACACACACACACACACACACACACACACACACACACACACACACACACACACACACACACACACACACACACACACACACACACACACACACACACACACACACACACACACACAAACACACAAACACACAUAA